Didymella exigua CBS 183.55 is the source of this 288-nucleotide messenger RNA. Its product is annotated as dolichol-phosphate mannosyltransferase subunit 3. Gene Ontology annotation, biological process: GPI anchor biosynthetic process. The transcript has 3 exons. Gene Ontology annotation, cellular component: endoplasmic reticulum membrane; dolichol-phosphate-mannose synthase complex. The record is from RefSeq and is a predicted model, not a curated record. The coding region runs from base 1 to 288 and encodes 95 amino acids. NCBI's taxonomy places the organism in Eukaryota, Fungi, Ascomycota, Dothideomycetes, Pleosporales, Didymellaceae.
AUGACACGCGCACAACAGACCAUCAGCAUUGCGAUGCUCCUGACCUCCCUUUACCUCGCGGUAUUCAUGGAGCUCAUUUCUUUCCCCGAGAAGAUCCAGAAGGAGGUUGUCCCUGUGAUCCCUUUCUGGGCACUCGUCUCGUUCGGCGCAUACCUUCUCUUCAAGCUCGGCUGGGGAGUCUUCACCUUCAAUGACGUACCCGAGGCGCACGCGGAAUUGAUGGCACAGAUCAAGGAGGCACGAACAGAACUCCGCGCAAAAGGCGUCGACGUUGGCGCCGACGACUAA